Molecule: messenger RNA, 4221 nt
Organism: Aspergillus caelatus
Lineage: Eukaryota; Fungi; Ascomycota; Eurotiomycetes; Eurotiales; Aspergillaceae
Product: ABC-2 type transporter-domain-containing protein
Exons: 15
Coding region: 1-4221 (1406 amino acids)
Biological process (GO): transmembrane transport
Cellular component (GO): membrane
Molecular function (GO): ABC-type transporter activity; ATP hydrolysis activity; ATP binding
Source: RefSeq, a predicted model, not a curated record
AUGUCUCGCGAGUUUAGUCCCGCUGCCUGUGCGCUGUCUGCUAUCUGCUGUCUAUACACUGUCUUCUCUACCUGCCCCCUCCCUGUGAAAUUAAACAAGCUCGACGCGUACAAAUGGGCUCGUACCAGGCUCAACCAGCUCGACGAGGAAGGCAUCUUGCGUAAGCACGCGGGAGUGGUCUUCAAAAACCUCAGCCUCUCCGGGUCCGGCGCAGCCCUGCAGCUUCAGGAAACAGUUAGCUCGACUUUGCUGGCUCCAUUCCUUCCUGAAAGCUACCGAAAGAUCAUGCAUCUAGCUCCCAAGAGGCAGAUUCUGCAUAAUUUUGAUGGUUUUUUGAGGAGCGGCGAGAUGCUCAUGGUCCUCGGUCGACCGGGCAGCGGUUGCUCAACGUUCCAUAAGACAAUCUGUGGUGAAUUGCACGGGCUCGAGUUACAUCCGGACUCGGUCAUGCACUACAAUGGAAUACCUUGGAAGAAGAUGCACAAAGAGUUCAAGGGCGAGUUCGUCUACAACCAGACGCCAUCUCAUCGGUUGGCGGGCGUGUCUCGCAAGCAAUAUGUCAAAGAAACUACACAGGUAGCUAUGGCGGUGCUGAGCCUGUCCCAUACAUAUAACACCCGAGUCGGGGACGAUUAUAUUCGAGGAGUAUCUGGGGGAGAACGAAAGCUCGCACGAGCUCCUCUUGCAGCUUGGGAUAACAGUACACGGGGUCUCGAUGCUGCCAGUGCCCUCGCAUUUGUGAAAGCAUUGAGAAUAUCAGCCGAUCUAGCCGGAGCCUGCCAUGCUGUAGCCACCUACCAGGCAUCCCAAGCAAUCUAUGACGUAUUUGACAAGGUGAUUGUCUUGUAUGACGGCCGCGAAAUCUACUUUGGACCAUGCAAGCAGGCGGAGAAAUAUUUUACCACGAUGGGAUGGGUCAACCCUCCUCGACAGACGGUGGGAGACUUUCUUACUUCUGUUACUAACACUCACGAGCGCAAUGCCCAAGAAGGGAUGGAGGAUAUAGUUCCGCGGACUCCAGAAGAGUUUCAGAGAUAUUGGAAGAGUAGCCCGGAAUACGCAACCCUUCUGAAACAAAUCAGACAAUACGAGUCUGAAUAUCCUCUCGGGAGCCACGGGCAAGAGGAUGUCUCAGCUGGGAAGCGCAUGGAGCAGGCAAAGAACGUCCGGUCAGGGAGUCCAUAUCUCAUCUCCGUUCCAAUGCAACCCAAACUGUGCAUGAUAAGGGCCUAUCAGAGGAUAUGGAACGACAAAACUUCAACACUGACGUUGCUUGUUGGUCGAGUCGUCAUGUCUUUGGUUGUUGACACUCCAGAUGCCAAUGCUGCUUUCUUCGCCAAAGGUUCACUGCUCUUUUUUGCCACCCUACUCAAUGCCCUGAUUAGCGUGAUGGAAAUCAAUUCCCUCUAUGAUCAGCGUCCUAUUGUGGAGAAGCAAGCUUCCUAUGCCUUUCUUGUUUCUGCAGUUCUGUUCAAUGUAGUCAUCUAUUUCCUUGGAAGUCUGCGCUAUACUGCAUCUCAAUUCUUCAUCUUCUUUCUCUUCAGCUUCCUUUCAACUAUGAUCAUGUCGGCGGUCUUCCGUACUCUGACCGCCGUGACACGAAGUGUUGCCCAGGCCAUGGCGCUGGCCGGACUCAUGAUCCUAAUCAUUGUCAUCUAUGCAGGAUUCGUUAUCCCGGCGCCGGAGAUGCAUCCCUGGUUUUCCUGGCUGCGAUGGAUCAACACGCUCUUCUAUACCUUCGAGAGCCUCAUUUCCAAUGAAUUCCAUGAAAGAAGUUUCGAGUGUUCUCAGUUUAUUCCUGGGUACCCAAGCUUCUCUGGCGAUGCCUUUGUUUGCUCCGUGCCUGGGUCCGUGGCAGGAGUAAGAACUGUGUCUGGUGAUUCCUUCAUCUACGCGCAGUACCGCUACAGCUACUCUCACGAGUGGAGAAAUCUCGGCAUCCUCAUUGGCUUCUGGACGUUCUUUAAUUUCCUGUACCUAAUUGCCACAGAGCUGAAUUCCGCCACGUCGUCCACAUCUGAGUUUCUUGUCUUUCGUCGUGGUCACGUUCCUGGCUACAGGAAAGCGACGAUUCAAGAUACAGAGAAGACUCCCACUUCCCAAACGCCGGGGCUGAAGUCGCCAGCGGAGAAUGGAGAGCCCGUCGACUUGAGUACAGUCAUGCCCGAACAGCGAAGCACCUUUACCUGGCAGGACCUCUGUUACGAUAUCCCGGUAAAGGGUGGACAGCGCCGCCUUCUCGAUCAUGUUGACGGCUGGGUCAAGCCAGGAGCUCUUACAGCCUUGAUGGGCGUGUCUGGAGCCGGCAAAACCACAUUGCUGGAUGUUCUUGCACAGCGGGUCUCAAUCGGGGUUGUUACUGGGGAUAUGCUGGUCAAUGGAGGGUCUCUCCCAGCAAGCUUUCAACGACAAACCGGGUACGUGCAACAACAGGACCUCCACCUCGCUACAUCUACGGUACGAGAGGCUCUGAGAUUCAGUGCAAUGCUGCGGCAGCCCAAGAGCGUUUCCAAGGUAGACAAGUAUGACUACGUUGAACAAGUCAUCAAAAUGCUGAAUAUGAAGGAUUUUGCGGAAGCUGUCGUUGGUACGCCAGGAGAAGGCCUCAAUGUGGAGCAACGCAAACUCCUGACCAUUGGAGUUGGACUUGCAGCCAAACCCCAGCUUCUCCUAUUUCUUGAUGAGCCAACAAGUGGCCUAGAUUCGCAGAGUGCAUGGUCUAUUUGCGCCUUCUUCUGCAAGCUCGCAAAUAACGGACAGGCAGUUCUUUCCACAAUUCACCAGCCAAGUGCCAUUCUAUUCCAGCAGUUUGAUCGUCUUCUCUUCCUGGCCAAAGGUGGGAGAACAGUUUACUUUGGCGAAAUCGGGGAGCAGUCCAGAACACUGCUAAGUUACUUCGAGCGAAACGGAGCAAGAGAGUGCGACCCAUCCGAGAAUAUACGUCCAAUACAUCCUCCUGCCGAAUACAUGUUGGAAAUCAUUGGCGCAGGGGCAUCGGGUCAAGCUACCAAAGAUUGGCCGGUAGUUUGGAAAGAAAGCCCGGAAGCGCGCGAAGUAAAAGUCGAAUUAGGUCGCAUACGUGCCACGCAAUGUGUUCCUAAUGGUGGCCCUGCACCAAUUGAUAAACUGUCAGACGACCAGGGAGAAUAUGCCAUGCCGCUCACUGCUCAGUUCUGGUGGGUCACUCACCGGGUAUUUCAGCAGUACUGGCGUGAACCUGCCUAUAUCGGGGCAAAGUUCAUGUUAGGCGUCGUUUCGGCUUUGUUCAUUGGCUUCUCCUACUUCUUGCCAGGACAUUCGAUUCAGGGGAUACAGAACCUUCUAUUCAGUUCAUUCAUGUUGACGUCAAUCUUCUCCACAUUGGUCCAACAAAUAAUGCCCAAGUUUGUCACUCAGUGCUCGUUGUAUGAGGUUCGUGAACGGCCAUCCAAAGCUUACUCAUGGGUGGCGUUCGUUGUCUCGAAUAUCGUCGUUGAGAUUCCGUACAUGGCCAUUCUCGGAGUUCUAGUCUGGGCGAGUUACUACUAUCCGAUUUAUGGUGCAAACCAGAGCUCGGAUAAGCAGGGACUAAUGCUACUAUUUGUGAUUCAAUUCUUCCUCUUCACCUCGACCUUCGCAGACCUGGUGAUCUCGUCCUUGCCAGAUGCCGAAACUGCAGGAACUGUUGCGACAUUGUCCUUUGCCCUGACUCUAACGUUUAAUGGAGUCAUGCAGACCCCAAACGCACUGCCCGGAUUCUGGAUCUUCAUGUACCGUGUCUCGGCCCUAACCUACUUGAUCGCUGGAAUGUGCGGCAAUACGCUGCACGGGCAGAGUGUUCAAUGUUCUAGCAAGGAGCUCAGUGUAUUUUCUCCGCCUCAAGGUCAGACAUGCGGUCAAUACAUGGCGGAUUGGUUGAGUGUAUCGCCAUGCCAACUGUACAACCCCUCUGCCACGACAAACUGCGAGUUCUGCGCUUUUACUACCGCAGACCAGUAUCUUUCUCUAAGCAAUAUCUACUACAGUCAACGCUGGCGCAACUUCGGAAUUGGUUGGGCCUAUAUUGGUUUUAACAUUGCAGGGGCUGCAAUAUUGUACUAUGUUUUCAGUGUCCGCCACUACAAAACAACGUUGCUUCCGCGAGUGGUGACUGCCUGCGGAAAGGUCUUGCAUAGACUGUUUAGAAGAAGAUCCGGAACAGUCCCGCAAGAGAAGAAGGCGGAGAACCGCCGCGUUCUUUGA